Molecule: messenger RNA, 1092 nt
Organism: Dermacentor silvarum
Lineage: Eukaryota; Metazoa; Arthropoda; Arachnida; Ixodida; Ixodidae
Exons: 2
Coding region: 1-1092 (363 amino acids)
Source: RefSeq, a predicted model, not a curated record
AUGGAAGGGGAAUGGGCAGCUAGUGUGGAGGAGCUCAAAGGGGAGCUGAAGGUGGAUCGAGAUCGGAGGAUAGAGCUCGAAACUCAGAUGGGCGAGUUGCUUGACAGGCAGGGGGCCGAGGCCAAACUGGUAGAGCGAACAGCUGGCGAGCUACAAGAAGAACGGGAAAAGCGGGCCGUGCGGGAAGAGUGUGGAGGUGCUAAUGGAGCAGGCCGACGGCGGGGACAGCGCGGAGUCUCAGGCAAAGAACAGCGGGCGAGAGCAGGCGGCAACACGGGGGCUCGACAAUGCUACAGUGAUGUAGGGCGGCAGGCUUCGGGUGGGACGGGACGAGCAGCAGGGAGCCCGUCGCCGCGUGUCAGUGGCGCACGGCGGGUGGAGAAGCAGCUACCGCGAACUGGAGGACAGCAAUCGCAGGCGGGAGGCGAACGUGUAGAGCGAAGGGUCCUGGUGGUGGGGGACUCCAACGUAGCGAGGGUUGAGCAGGGCGUCCUUACAAAAGUGAAGGCGGACGGGCGGGUGAGGGUGGAGGCCCAGUCAGGGAAGUGCAUGGUUGACGCAUUGACAAAAGCUCAGAAGGCGGUAUGGGGCAACAUGGAGCACGAAAAUAUGGUCGUUAUCUAUGCUGGCCUCAAUGAUGUGCUGAAGGGAAGGAGCCAGAACCUAAAGAGACGGUUAGAGGUUGGGUUGCGUAAACUCAGAGAAGCCUCUGCGAAUGUGCAUGUGAGCAUACGCAGAAUCCCAGAGGUCCAGGGCCAGGCUAGCGGGAUGGAACGGAGUGUGGUCGAGGCUAACCGGGUCAUUAGGGGUCUGAGCCGACCACUUGGGUACGGCGUAAUGGACGUAAACCGGGACGUGUACGAGUCUGGCUCCCACCCUUUUGCACAGGAUGGCAUUCACUACAGUGGUGCCACGGGCAGGAAGGUGGGGCGGAUAGGGCGCCAAGCUACGGCUUUUCUCGGGGGACCCAGAGCCCUGAGGCCACCAGUGUAUUUAAAGACGGACCCGGAGAGGCCCCAAGAUUCAAGAAACGUAGUCUGUAGGAGAACAUAUAGACUUAAGCACCAGUGGCAAGUCUAUUCGGACAUAUGA